Messenger RNA from Ogataea haglerorum, 765 nucleotides. RefSeq lists its product as uncharacterized. The record is from RefSeq and is a predicted model, not a curated record. Gene Ontology annotation, cellular component: mitochondrial inner membrane. Gene Ontology annotation, biological process: ubiquinone biosynthetic process. Bases 1 to 765 code for a protein of 254 amino acids. Lineage: Eukaryota; Fungi; Ascomycota; Pichiomycetes; Pichiales; Pichiaceae. The transcript has a single exon. Gene Ontology annotation, molecular function: lipid binding.
AUGCUUUUUAGAGGACCGAUCGCACGGGCCUGUGUGCGGCCAGCUUUUGCGCCCUCCACGGCAACUAGAGGAUUCCAGUCUGUGUACCAUGUGGAGAGCCCGAUCAUAGACGACUCCAAGCUCGAAAACCAGAUUUUGGGCCGGGCAUACAACAGGUUUGUCCCCGAGCACGGCUUCACGAGGCAGUCUGUGGACCUGGCCAUUGCGGACUUGCAGUUGAGGCCAGAGAACCUUGUCGGGCUGUUUGGGAUAGGACUGCAGGUGUCCGACGUGGUCAACGAGCUGAUCAUGUACCAUCUAAAGCACACUAGAGCCAAUUUAAGCAAGUACCACGACGAGGCCGGCCGGCUGGCCACUGAGGGUGCGAAAGUGCGGUUCUACAUGCAGAAGAGGCUGCUGGACAACGUGCCGAUUAUCAAGUAUUACCACCAGGCGCUUGGGCGCAUGAUUCUGCCCACAAACCUGGGCACCUUUCUGACAGAGCUGCAGAAUCUUUCGGACGAUAUCACCUACUACUCCGGCGACAAAUCGAACGAUUUUGCGUGGUAUUCCAAGAGGUUUGCUCUGGCAGGCGCGUUCGUGCAGUCAGAGCUGUUUAUGGUGGGCGACACCACGCCAGACCAUUCCGCUACUAUCGGUUUCAUGAACGAUAGAGUAUCCGACAUCGAGACCCUCGGAUAUGCGUACAAUUCGAUGGAGGAGUGGGCGAUUUUCAACGGAAUCAGUCUCGUCAAUCUUAUCAAGAGCCAGUUAGCGCGGGGGUGA